Messenger RNA from Leptopilina heterotoma, 2883 nucleotides. RefSeq lists its product as uncharacterized. The coding region runs from base 1 to 2883 and encodes 960 amino acids. The transcript is spliced from 6 exons. Lineage: Eukaryota; Metazoa; Arthropoda; Insecta; Hymenoptera; Figitidae. Gene Ontology annotation, biological process: DNA integration. Gene Ontology annotation, molecular function: nucleic acid binding. The record is from RefSeq and is a predicted model, not a curated record.
AUGACUGGUCCAUCUAAUGUUCGUCAAGAGGCUGAUCCAUCGUAUGCCGAUCAAGAGCCCGGUCGAUUGAAUCUAGACCAAUUAAUUUCAAUUGAAGACAUUCGACCAUUUCCCAAAGCUCCACUGCGCAAACAAUCGAAUCGAGGCCGGAAGAGACCCGCCGAAGACAGAAAAAAAUCAGCAGCUGAAAGAAGAGAAGAAAGGAAGGCAGAAAAACGUCAGAAGCACAAACAAUCCGAAGAAAAUGCACCAAAGCGCAAGCGUGGUCGUCCUAAAGCUACGCAAGCACCGAAGACACCGAAGAAGUCAUUCGCAAAUCAAGGUUCUGAAGCUACAUUCAUUUCGGAAAAUGUAGUUCAAUUACUUCACGCCAAAACACAACAUGUCUUGAUAAGAGUUAAUGGAGUCGAUAAUGUUUUUAUCGGAUGGUUAAUAUCAGGACCUACAAAGUCACUAUAUCCUAUAUCGGCCCCUCGAACUGUAGCUCAUCAAAAAAUAGAGAUUUCAGAUCUUCAACAAGAUCUUCAACGAUUUUGGGAAGUUGAGGAAUGUUUUGAGAAAGUAAGUUUAACACCUGAGGAGAAAAAUGGUGAGAAAUAUUUUAGUCAAACCCAUUCUCGAACUUCUGAAGGCCGUUAUAUUGUGCGACAAGUGUUUAAAGAUAAAGAUAAUCAAACUUUAGGAUCAUCCUUACCGAAAUCUCUUUCCAUGUUAAUACGAUCAGACAGACGUUUAGAAACAUUGCCUUCACUUCAAUCAGAUUAUUAUAAUUUUUUAGCUGAAUAUAAAAGAUUAGGUCACAUAGUUGAGAUAAGACCCGAUUUAAAUGCUCCUUAUUUAGCAAAUCGUGUGAUAAAACAAUUAGCGGCGGAUGAAGGAGACGAUUUUCCAGAAGCUAAACUUGUAUUGGAAAACAAUUUUAACGUUGAUGACGGUUUAUUUGGUGGAAAUAAUUUAAAGAAAACUCUAGACCUGAAAAACGACUUAUGCAAACUUUUAGCGCGCGGAGGUUUUACAUUAUACAAGUUCUCCUCAAAUACGCCAAAAUUGUUAGAUGAUCAAACGGAUAUAGAACAAAGUAAAAAUCUUGAUAUAACAGAAACGGAAAAUAAUAGUUCAGUACUUGGCUUGAUUUGGAAUUCGAAAGAUGACGAAUUUAGGUUUACUGUCAAAAUACAAUCAUAUACCGUAAUAACUAAACGAUUAGUUUUAUCCAUAAUCUCGAAGCUCUUUGACCCUUUAGGUUUAGUAGCUCCCAUUAUAAUUGUCGCUAAAAUGUUAAUGCAAGACUUGUGGUUACAGAAGCUCGAUUGGGAUUCAGAGCUGCCCCAGAAAUUUAGAGAGAAAUGGGAUUCAUAUUUUCACAAACUAAAAUCUAUAGACGCGAUUCAAAUACCACGAUGGACGGGUCACAAAGAGGGAAGUAAAAUUGAAGUUCACGGUUUCGCAGAUGCAUCAUCACGUGCUUAUGCCGGAGUAGUUUAUAUUCGUAUUUUAAAUCCAAAUGAAUCCCCUCGACUGACUAUUCUACAAGCGAAAACUAAAGUUGCACCUAUAAAAAUCAUUACUAUCCCAAGACUGGAAUUGUGUGGAAUUGUUUUGCUUAAAAAGUUACUUAAAAGGGUUGUAGAUGAUCUCAGACUAGAUCUGGUUCAGCUAUAUGGGUGGACAGAUUCAACAAUCGCGCUUUCGUGGUUAGCUAAACAUCCUUCAAGAUGGAAGACUUUUGUAGCUAACCGAGUUCAAACAGUUCACACGUUACUUCCUUCGGAUAACGAACUUUGGUGGCAGGGACCAAGUUGGUUAAGAGAACCGGAAAUCUUUUGGCCUUCAAGUCCUGUUAAAGAACAUGUAAUGAGCAAUGAAUUACGAAAACCAAAAGUUUACUUGAACGUAACAGAAAGUAGGCUAGAUUUAGCGAAGGAAUUAAUCGAAAAAUAUAGUACUUGGCCAAAACUUAUAAAAAUCGUUACCCUUUGCUUUAGAUUUAUUAAAAAAUUAAUUGCGCGAAUUAAAGGAGAUUCUUCUUACUUAAAUAGUAGUUCAUGCGACGUGAAAGAAAUGCGUGAAAGUAAACAAUUUUUAAUUCGUACCAUUCAAAAUCAGUAUUACUGUCGGGAAAUUCAAGAUCUCAAAGGAGGACGUCAAGUUAAAAGUUCAAGUACAAUAAAAUCUCUUAAUCCGUUUUUGGAUCAAGAUGGCGUACUUAGAGUGUCUGGUCGCUUAAAUAACGCACCGAUAGAAUAUGAUGCUCAACAUCCUAUUAUCCUACCAAAACAUAGACUAAGUGAACUGUUAGCUAGACAAGCACAUUUAAGAUGUUUACACCACGGCCCUCAGCUAACUCUUUAUGUAUUGCGACAGAACUUUUUAAUAAUUGGUGGUAGGAACUUGAUUCGAAAAUUAAUUCACGGUUGUGUAACUUGUGUACGGCAAAAGGCGAAAACAUCUACUCAAUUAAUGUCGGAUUUACCAACUCCUAGAGUAACAAUCUCUAAUCCUUUCACACAUUGUGGACUAGACUAUGCUGGUCCUAUAUCAGUAAAAUUAGGAAAGGGUCGAGGUUAUCAAUCGCAAAAAGGAUACAUAGCUUUAUUUGUUUGUUUAGAUACGCGUGCAAUCCAUUUAGAGUUAGUUAGUGAUAACACAACACAAAGUUUUCUAGGUGCAUUAAAUAGAUUCGUUUCCAGACGUGGUUUACCCAAUGAUUUGUAUAGCGACAAUGGAAAAAACUUUAAAGGUCCAGAUAAAGAAUUACAGCGAUCUUUUAAAAAGAUUUGUAGAGAUCCAACUCUGGAAGGUUACCUUUCAAAAAAUGAGAUUGUUUGGCACUUUAUACCUCCGUAUGCUCCACUUCGGAGGGCUUUAGGAAGCAGGGGUUAA